This is a messenger RNA of Paramecium octaurelia, 1422 nucleotides long. Lineage: Eukaryota; Ciliophora; Oligohymenophorea; Peniculida; Parameciidae. The record is from the annotation of a GenBank genome assembly.
UAUGAAUCCAAAGGAAGGAUUAUCAGUAUCAUUAUAGAAAUUCCAUCGCAAAAGUGCCCAGUCUACUUCCGAUGAUUCCUAAAUGGCCCUUCCUGAAUUAAAAGGUAGGAGUCUUAAAAGUGCUACGCCUAAGCUUCAUAAUAAUAAACCUUUGCAGACUCCUUUAAGAUACUACAUAAACGAAAGUAUGUAAUAAAGAGUAAGAAUUAUACAAUUAUUAGAAAAGAAGUGAAAAUCAUUCAGACUAUACAUAUAUUGAAACUUAUUUGGAAGCAUUGUAACGAUAUGCUUAAGAAGAGAAAAAGAAAAAACAAAUUCAAACCUUAUAAAUAAAUAGUUUUCCAAUAUUACCUGGUUAAGUCAUGAGGGAUAGAAUAAAAAAAUAUGCAGAAAUUUAGUAAAGAGAAGUAACAAGUAUCAAAUGAUCUAAUAUAAGAGUAUUUUGUAAGAAAAGAAUAACAACAAAAAAAACCAGUUUCUACAGCUUUGAGUAUAAUGAGUCAAAAGAGCAUAGUUAGUUAAGGAAGUAAAUCAGAUGUCCUGUCGAUUUCAAUACCAAUCAGUUCUAAAAUAAAACACAAGGUUAGUUCUAAAAAAUGGGCAAUUUUCAAAAGAAAUAAAGGGGAAACAGUAUUUAAAAAGAUAUACGCAUAUUAAGAUCAAUAAAAAAGUGAGGUGGCAUCAAUUACAAAAGUGAUGACUUGCUACACAACAUUAAAAUUUUUAGAAGAAAAACGAAUUGAUAUGGAAUCUAUAAGAAUAAAGAUUCCUGGGCAUGCUGAAUGCAUAGAUGGUACAAGUGCCUUCUUGAAUGCAGGAGGUAUUAUGAAUGUAAGGUAGUUAUUAUUUGCAAUGAUGUUACCCUCUGGAAAUGAUGCAGCUUUGGUAUUAAGUUAUGCAAUUGCAUUCUUAAAAACUUGUGAUAACAUUCAAAGAUAUUGUAAUGGACAUUACAUUGAUUGUGAACUAGAGAUAGAAAAAAAUAAAUUUUAAUUAAGAACUUAAUUCUUAUAGAUGAUGAAUAAUCAUGCUGAAAAUUUAAAAAUGGAUAAAACUAAUUAUAAUUCAGUUCAUGGAUUAAAUGACACAUUAAAUGUCUCAUGUCCGUUGGACAUCUUUAAAUUAGUUGAGGAAUGCAUCAAAAUUAAAGAAUUCAUGGAAAUUGUAAAUACAAGAUGUUUUAAGACUUAUGCAAUAACUGAAUAAGGAAGCUAGGGAACUUAUUAUAAAUGGAAAAACACAAAUAAGUUAUUGAAAAAAGAGGGGUGGGAAGGAAUCAAAACUGGAAUCACUUCAAAUGCUGGUCCAUGUUUCAGUGGUUAUUAUAAAACUGAUGAUUUUGAUGCGAUUGUGAUAGUCUUACAAAGUUCGAAUAUGCUUUAAAGAUUUAAAGAUGCUGAAAUUCUGAUAAAAUUAUUGUGA